Exserohilum turcica Et28A is the source of this 1866-nucleotide messenger RNA. RefSeq lists its product as uncharacterized. Gene Ontology annotation, molecular function: flavin adenine dinucleotide binding; monooxygenase activity. NCBI's taxonomy places the organism in Eukaryota, Fungi, Ascomycota, Dothideomycetes, Pleosporales, Pleosporaceae. The transcript has a single exon. The coding region runs from base 1 to 1866 and encodes 621 amino acids. The record is from RefSeq and is a predicted model, not a curated record.
AUGGGUGUAGGCGAUGCUUCUAUUCCUUCGAGCGAGCGGCCCGAGAUUGGAUCAGUCAACAUUCCUUUCGGAGUCUUUCCAGCCUCGUCAAACAACAAGUCUGUCGAUGCCGUCAAGAUCGCCGAUGAGGUAGUUGCCCGCCUCAACGAUGCUCUCUCCAGGAAAGACUAUGCAGCCAUUGCGGGCCUGUUCUGCGAGAACAGUUAUUGGAGAGAUCACUUGGCCUUGACCUGGGAGCUCAGGACAGUAAAGGGCAGCUCUGCGAUCAAGCAAUACCUCGACUCCAGCAAAGUGCAGUUGACGAAGCUGCAAGUGAGCAAGACCACUGAGUACCGGUCUCCAAAAUUUGGUGCCAUUGAUCUUCUCGGUGACGUCCAGGGUAUCAACUUUUUCAUCACGUUUGAGACGAGCGUGGGCCGUGGUGAGGGCGUCAUAUACCUGGCCGAAGACAAUGGACAGUGGAAGAUCUUCUCCGUCUACACUUUACUGAAGGAGCUCAAGGGCCACGAGGAGCCUCUCAACCAUCGCAGAACAAAAGGCGUCAAGCACGGCGGUGACCCUAACAGAAAGACAUGGAAAGAGAUGCGGGAUGCCGAGAAAGAAGGCAUUGAUCCUAGGGUGCUGAUUCUGGGAGCUGGCCAAGGCGGGCUUACAGUCGCUGCUCGUCUGAAGAUGCUCGGUGUUCCCGCGCUCAUGAUAGACCAGAAUGAAAGAGUGGGUGACAACUGGCGCAAGCGCUAUCGGCAACUCGUUCUUCAUGAUCCCGUGUGGUACGACCACUUGCCAUACGUGCCUUUUCCAGCGCACUGGCCAGUGUUCACUCCAAAAGACAAGCUCGCCGAGUUCUUUGAAGCAUACGUCAACCUCCUCGAGCUCAACGUGUGGACUUCGACAAGCAUCAAAUCAUCCUCGUGGGAUGAGAGUAAGAAGCAAUGGACGGUAACCGUUGAGCGCAAGAAAGCAGAUGGAACUAUCGAAACGCGAACGCUGCACCCACGACACAUUGUGCAGGCGACGGGCCAUUCGGGCGAGAAGAACUUUCCUCAAAUCAAGGGUAUGGAAACCUUCAAGGGCGAUCGCCUGUGCCACAGCUCUGAGCACCCAGGCGCAAAUCCAGAAUCAAAAGGCAAGAAGGCAAUAGUCGUAGGAAGCUGCAAUUCCGGACAUGACAUUGCGCAAGACUUCUUUGAGAAAGGCUACGACGUCACAAUGGUUCAGCGCAGCACAACCUGCGUGGUUUCCUCGACGGCUAUCACAGAUAUUGCAAACAAGGGGACCUAUGAGGAAGAUGCGCCGCCAACCGAAGAUGCCGAUCUCACUUUUUGGAGUAUUCCAAGUGAGCUGAUGAAGCUGAUACAAGUGAAGGUAUCGAAGGCUGGGGCAGAUUUUGACAAGGAGAUUCUUGAUGGCCUGCGUAAAGCCGGCUUUGGCCUCGACGAGGGCCCCAUGAAGUCGGGCCUGCUGAUGAAGUACUUUCAGCGCGGAGGAGGCUACUAUAUUGAUGUCGGGGCAUCCCAGCUCAUCAUUGACGGCAAGAUUAAGAUCAAGCAUGGCCAAGAGAUUUCCCAAGUCCUGCCCAAUGGCAUUGAGUUUGCUGAUGGCGACAAGUUAGAGGCCGAUGAGAUUGUAUUUGCAACCGGGUACCAGAACAUGCGCACACAGGCACGCAAGAUAUUCGGCGAUGAAGUCGCGGACCGUGUCAGUGAGGUCUGGGGCUUCAACAACGAGGGAGAGUUCAGGACCAUGUGGCAGAAGAGUGGCCAUCCUGGUCUCUGGUUCAUGGGCGGCAACCUGGCCCUGUCUAGGUACUAUAGCAGGAUCCUGGCAUUACAGAUCAAGGCCAUGGAGGAGGGAAUGAUAGGAUAG